UUUGAUUUGGGGGAAGAUUCUGAGCAUAGUGAAGAAUCCAAAAAGGAAAUUCCUACUCCCCAACUCUCUCACGUUUCUGAGUCUAUGAACAACUCCAUCUUUCAUCAGAUAGCAUAGCAGCUGCAGCUGCAGAACCUGGAGCAAUUGAGGCGGCAGCUCCUGGAGCAGCAGCAGCCUCAGAAGGUAACUCCUCAGGACAGCCAGGAAGGAACAUUUGGGUUUGAGCACUCCACUUCACCCCCACAAGGGAGUAGCCAGCAGCAUUUUCUGGAACCUGAAGCAAAUUUAGAUGAUUUCAUAGACAUUCAGCAACAGGAUAUGGAUAUUGAUGAAGGGCAAGAUGUUGUUGAAGAGGAGAUCUUUGAACCAGAAGCUAAGAAAGUAGCUGUUCGCUCAAGAUCAAGAACUCAUUCACGAUCUCGAUCAAGGUCACCAAGAAAACGAAGGUCUAGGUCAGGCUCUGGGUCCCUAAAGCGAAAGCACAGGAAGCAUUCUCGCUCUCACUCAAGAGAGAGAAAGAGAAAAUCCUCAUGUUCCUAUUCAAGUGAAUGCAGAGCCAGGGAAAAGGGAGAAAGAACGCCAAAAAAAAAAAAAAAGGACUUGCCUCCUGUCAGAUCGAAAACACUAAGUGUAUGCAGCACUACUCUCCGGGUUGGCCAAGUGGAUAAGAAGGCUACACAGCAAGACUUAACCAACCUUUUUGAGGAGUUUGGACAAAUUGAAUCCAUUAAUAUGAUUCCACCCAGGGGCUGUGCAUAUGUCUGUAUGGUUCAUCGACAAGAUUCAUUUUGGGCUCUUCAGAAACUGAGUUCAGGAUCCUAUAAAAUUGGUUCUAAGGUCAUUAAGAUUGCCUGGGCUUUGAACAAAGGUGUGACUGAAUACAAACAGUUCUGGGACAUGGAUCUUGGUGUCACAUAUAUACCUGUUGGGCCUAACACGAGCUACAAGAGCGAGGCUGGCGGGGCCACCACCAGUGGCACCACGCUCUCACAGGCUGUGGCCAACACCGCGACAUCUGUGGCACCCCCAGACCCAGUGCCUAAGAGCCCUGUGGCCAGUGGUGUGCCCCAGGCCCCGGCGCCCACCAGGCUGCUUGUAGGGAGCCCCAGAGGAGAUGCAGCCCCCAGGCCCGCCCAAGCCUCAUCACCUCCUACAGGUAGCAGGGACGCAGAGAAAAAGGUUCUCACCACCAAAGUCCUUGGCACUGUCAAAUGUCAUCUAUUAGAUGACUUGGAUGGCUUUGCAGAGGGAGGCAUGAUUGAUCACGAAACUGUAAAUGCUGAAUGGGAAACUGUGAAAGCCUCAGAACCUGUUAAAGAGACGGUCCAGACUACACAGAGUCCUACUCCAGUUGAAAAGGAGACAGUGGUCACAACCCAGGCCAAGGUUUUUCCUCCUCCUGUUGCCAUGCUGCAGAUUUCCGUAGCACCAGCAGUUCCUGCAGUUAGCUUAGUUCCACCAGCGUUUCUUGUGUCAAUGCCUGUCCCCCCUCCUGGAUUCAGCCCAAUCCCUCCACCUCCUUUUCUACAAGCAAGUUUUAAUCCUUCACAACCACCUCCUGGUUUUAUGCCACCUCCAGUUCCCCCACCUGUGGUACCUCCCCCUGCAAUCCCACCUGUAGUACCAACAUCUUUAGUGCAACCACCAUUGUCCAUGACCCCAGAAAUUGUGAAAGAUGUGGGAUUUGGGAGCCUGGUUUUACCGGGCAGUUCUGUUGCUGGCAGUCUUGCUCCUUCAACUCUACCAGCUGGGAAUGUUUUUAAUCCUCCAAGUAAAGCAGACCCUGAAGAGAAAGUACCUCACCUUACAGAACACCAGAUUCCUUCUGGUGAGAAUACCACCGGUGAUAUUCCAAGUAGCGCUGCAAUGUUAACACAGCCACUUGGGCCCUCAAGCACCUCUGGGAUCCUGUGUGUGCUGAGACCAAAUGUAUCAAGUAAUUCUGAAAUUCUGGGGGUUCAUCCAGCUAAUGUUUCCAACAGUGCUACGAUUAUGGGAGCCCAGCCACCAAAUAUUCUAAAUAACUCUGGAAUUUUGGGCAUACAGCCACCAAAUGUAUCUAGUGGCUCUGGACUUCUUGGGGUACUGCCUCCAAACUUGCCUAACAACUCUGGACUUGUAGGACUACAGCCACCAAAUGUUACAAAUCCUGCUGGAUUGUUGGGAACACAGCCUCCAAUUGGACCUCAGAACUUACCCCCGUUAACCAUCCCUGCUCAAAGGAUGCCUGCACUGCCAAUGCUAGACAUUUGUCCUGGACUGAUAGCACAGGCUCCCGGGCCAAGAUUCCCUUUACUCCAGCCUGAAAUUCCACCACAACGGGGUAUCCCUCCCCCAUCGGUACUUGAUGCAGCUCUUCAUCCUCCACCCCGUGGACCUUUUCCUCCAAGAGAUCUUUUCAGUCAGCCAGAUAGAACUUUUCUGGCUCCUGGAAGACCAAGUAUAGACAAUGUUCUCAACCCAGAUAAAAGACUACCACUUGGGAAUGACAAUAUUCAGCAGGAAGGGGAUAGAGAUUAUUGCUUUCCUCCUCUAGAAACCAGGGAGGUCAUUACUAGACCUCCUCCAGUGGAUGUUAGAGAUGUGGUUGGGCGACCUAUAGAUCCCAGAGAAGGGAUCCUAGAAGUGGUCCUUGGAACAGAGGAUUUGGAUAAGAAGUUCACAGAGAUUUUGAUGACCUCAGAAGACCCUGGGAGAGGCAGAGGGAUAGGGAUGACAGAGAUUUUGAUUUCUGCAGAGAAAUUAAUGGAAAUCGUCUUGGAUGAGAUAGAAUUCAAAACACUUGGGUUCCUCCUCCUCAUGCUUGGGUUUUGGAUUGUUUUGAAGGGGCCACUUCUCAACAGAAAGGUGAUAAUGUGCCUCAAGUUAAUGGUGAAAAUACAGAAUUCUUUUAACGUCAAGGAGAUGCUAACAGCUUGUCGGAGACUUCCUAUGGAAGAGAGGGUUUUAGACACUGUCAUUGGGUUGGGUAUGGCAGUGACGUAUUUCAGAACAGCAAGGUGUGGCACAUCUUCGUAUCUCUAUGCUGCUGCAGGAUUUUAA
Messenger RNA from Arvicanthis niloticus (Nile rat), 3042 nucleotides. NCBI's taxonomy places the organism in Eukaryota, Metazoa, Chordata, Mammalia, Rodentia, Muridae. The record is from RefSeq and is a predicted model, not a curated record.